Molecule: messenger RNA, 1956 nt
Organism: Onychostruthus taczanowskii (white-rumped snowfinch)
Lineage: Eukaryota; Metazoa; Chordata; Aves; Passeriformes; Passeridae
Product: putative per-hexamer repeat protein 5
Exons: 1
Coding region: 1-1956 (651 amino acids)
Source: RefSeq, a predicted model, not a curated record
AUGCCGGUGGCACUUACGGAGUGUCGCCCCCCCGGGUGUCGCCGCUGUCGCCCCCCGGGUGUCGCCGCUGUCGCCGCUGUCCCCGCGGCGAGCGCGCGGCCGGCGGCGCUUCCUGCUGUGACUGACUCGGGUGCGCAGAGGGACCGCGGCGGGACCGGCACCGGAACCGGCACCGGGACACCGAACCGGCACCGGGACACCGAACCGGCAACGGGACACCGAACCGGCACACGGAACCGGCACCGGCACACGGAACCGGCACCGGCACACCGAACCGGCACGGCACUUACGGAGUGUCGCCCCCCCGGGUGUCGCCGCUGUCGCCCCCCGGGUGUCGCCGCUGUCGCCGCUGUCCCCGCGGCGAGCGCGCGGCCGGCGGCGCUUCCUGCUGUGACUGACUCGGGUGCGCAGAGGGACCGCGGCGGGACCGGCACCGGAACCGGCACCGGGACACCGAACCGGCACCGGGACACCGAACCGGCAACGGGACACGGAACCGGCACACGGAACCGGCACCGGGACCGGCACACCGAACCGGGACAUGGAACCGCCACCGGCACACGGCACCGGGACACCGAACCGGCACCGGGACACCGAACCGGCACCCGACAGCGGGACCGGGACACGGAACCGGGACACGGAACCGGGACACGGAACCGGCACCGGCACACGGAACCGGCAACGGGACACGAAACCGGCACCGGGACACCGAACCGGCACCGGCACAUGGAACUGGCACCGGGACACGGAACCGUGAUACGGAACCGGCACCGGCGCCGGCACACGGAACCGGCACCGGGACACGGAACCGGGACAUGGAACCAGCACCACCAAACGGAACCGGCACCCAGUGGCGGGACCGGGACACGGAACUGGGACACAGAACCGGCACCUGGACCCAGAACACAGCACCUGGCAGUGUCACCGGGACACGGAACACAGCACCCGACAGUGGCAUCGGGACCGGAACCGGCACCAGGACACGGAACCAGCAGCGGGACAUGGAACCGGCACCGGGACCCAGAACACAGCACCCGACAGCGGGACCGGCACACGGAACCGGCACCGGGACCCCGAACACAGCACCUGACAGCAGCACCGGGACGCGAAAUUGGCAUCGGGAUUCAGAACCCAGCACCCGACAGCAGCACCGGAACCAGCACCGGGACCGGGAACCGGGACUGGCACCAGGACCCGGCACGUGAUACCCAACAGCAGCACCGGGACCGGCACAGGGACCAGCACUGGGACCCGGCACCUGACACCAGAACCAGCACCAGGACCCGGUACCUGGCACUGGAACCGGCACCGGGACCCAGAGCCCAGCACCUGACACCGGAACCAGCACCAGGACCUGGCACCGGGACCCAGAGCCCAGCACCUGACACCAGAACCAGCACCAGAACCCGGCACCGGGACCCAGAGCCCAGCACCCGACACCGGAACCAGCACCAGGACCCGGUACCUGGCACUGGAACCGGCACCGGGACCCGGAACCCAGCACCUGACACCGGAACCAGCACCAGGACCCGGCACCGGGACCCAGAGCCCAGCACCCGACACCGGAACCAGCACCAGCACCCAGAAUCCAGUACCCAACAGUGGCACCGGAACCGGGACAGGCACUGGGACCCGGGACUGGGACCCAGAACCCAGCACCGGGACCGGGCACCUGACACCAGGACUGGCAGCAGGACUGGUACCGGGCACUGGUACCGGGCACCCAGCACCGGGACCCAGAACCCAGCACCUGACAGCAGCACCGGAACCAGGACCGGCACCGGGAUCUGGCACUUGACAGCAGCAGCAGCACCGGAACCGGCACCCAGCACCAUACCGGGACCCAGCACCUCACACCGGGACCUGGAACCGGCACCGGACAGUGGCACCCAGAAGCGGAACCGGCACCGGGACCCAGCACCCAACGCCAGUGCUGUAACCGGUACCGGCACCUGA